GGGACCGGGGCCGCCAUGUUGGGCCCGGGGGCGGCGGGACGGGUGCUGAGCCGGGCCCUGAGCCUGAGCCAUGGCCCGGUGAGGGCGGGGGCACCGGGAGUGGCGGGGGAACGGGCCCUGAGCCUGAGCCAUGGCCCGGCCUCGGUGGUGGUGGAGCGCGUGUGGCCGGUGCCGCUGGGCCGGGCAGGAGCCGCUCCCCGGCUGCACCCGCGGCGACACCGGGUGUACCGAGUGCUGAGGGACGGCAAACACCAACCCCGGGGGGACAUGGAGCUGCUGCUGAGCCGGGCCGUGCAGGACCUGGGCAGCCGUGGGGACGUGGUGAGGGUGAAGAAGAGCCUGGGCAGGAACAAACUGCUGCCCCAGGGCCUGGCUGUGUACCCAUCCCCGGAGAACCUGCACCUCUUCCAGCAGGAGAAGGAGCAGGCUCAGCAGGGGAAGCUGGAGGAGCCCCAAACCCAGAGCGGGCAGAAGACCCUGGAGUUCCUGAGGCGCUGCCGCCUCCAGGUGGGGAUGAAGAACAACGUGAGCUGGGAGCUCAGCCCCGACAUCGUGGCCAGGCACUUCCUCAAAAAUCUCGGGGUGUUCGUGCCCCCCCACGCCCUGCGGCUGCCACCGGAGCCCAUCACACGCUGGGGACACUUCUGGUGUGACGUCACGGUGAACGGCCUGGACACUGUGCGGGUUCCCAUGGACGUGGUUCAGUUCCUGCACCCCAAAACCAAACGCUUCCGCCACUGGCAGCAGCAGCAGCAGCAGCAGCUGGAGAGCAGCAGGGAGAGGCUCCUCUGACCCCCCCCCAGGGUGGAUUUGGGGGUCCCCGGGGUGGAUUUGGGGGUCCCCAGAAUGGAUUUGGGGUUCCCAGAAUGGAUUUGGGGUCCCCAGAAUGGACUUGGGGCCAUUCCUCCUCUUUAGGAUCCCUCCUCAUCUCUGUGGAACUUCCAGAUAUCUGUGAGCUCCCAGAGCAGAUUUUGGGGUUUUUCUGAGCCCCCCCAAAUCCCUCUGAACCCCACUCUGGUCCAGGGGGGUCCUUGAGGUGGAUUUUGGGUCCCUGGGGUGGAUUUGGGGUCCCUGGGAUGGAUUUGGGGUCCCCAGAAUGGAUUUGGGGCCGUUUCCCCUCUUUGGCAUCCCCUCUCACCUUUAUG
This is a messenger RNA of Melospiza georgiana, 1145 nucleotides long. RefSeq names its product mitochondrial ribosomal protein L9 (gene MRPL9). The coding region runs from base 16 to 792 and encodes 258 amino acids. Lineage: Eukaryota; Metazoa; Chordata; Aves; Passeriformes; Passerellidae. The record is from RefSeq and is a predicted model, not a curated record. Gene Ontology annotation, molecular function: structural constituent of ribosome. The transcript is spliced from 7 exons. Gene Ontology annotation, biological process: translation. Gene Ontology annotation, cellular component: mitochondrion; ribosome.